This is a messenger RNA of Cladocopium goreaui, 1515 nucleotides long. The record is from the annotation of a GenBank genome assembly. NCBI's taxonomy places the organism in Eukaryota, Dinophyceae, Suessiales, Symbiodiniaceae.
AUGAACUUUGAUUUGACUGGUAUUGCUAGUGACGAUGAACCGGGUGUUGAGCGGAACAGACCCCUGAGGGGAUAUAGGAAGAGGUGGCGUCCCUCACCUUCUGCUGCAGCUGAGUCUCAGGAAGAGAUCUUGCAUUCUGAGCCUGGAGGGGAUUUGGAAGAAGCUGGCCCCUAUGGCCCUGCGGAAGUUUUUGUUUUUGGGGAAGACACAUUCUGUAUCGAUGACUGGAUUCACGUUACAGACAGUUUAGCAACUGGUGCAGCUGAACAAUAUGAGCCGUCUUCACCUGCAGACGAAUUGGAACCUCCAGUCGGCACAGUUGCGCUUGCAGGUCCACAGGCUUCUGAACCGGCGUGGCAGCAGUGUGCAGCCUCAGCUGCAAUCAAGCGGCAAAGGAUGGAGAUGCCUAAGCUACCCUGGGAAAGACCACCAUUUGAUUUUGUUUUUCGCACAGGUGACAAAUGGGACGGUACAAUCCUGGCUGGAUACAAUGAUUUGUUUGCUCAUACAACAGUUGGGUGUGCCGAUGUUUUGAACUCACAGCUUGCUCCUGAACGAGAUACAGCUGUGGGUGGACGGGUGGAGCAACCGCCUGUGGUCCGCUUGAACUUCAAGAAAGUCCGGACAGAGCUGCCAGAUGAGGACAUCAGGGUAGUCCAGCUCUCAGACGGUGCGCCGACUGACCAGCCUGUUGACCCACCUUCCAACCUGGCUGAAGUUGCAGUUCCAAGUGAUUCUGAGUCUAGUGUUGCAUCAGAAUGUGGAGAAGUGGAGCAGGACCCACCUUGUCAGGGCCAGUUUGAGGGUCCAGAGAGGAUUUCCCUCUUUCCUGACUUUCCCGGCGUUGCCGAAGAUGCGCUGCUGGUACAUCGAGUGUCGGGCUUAGUUCAUGUGCUGAAUGAAGACAACGUACUUUUGUGUGGGCGCAUGCCAUCGCUGAAUUUCAAAGAAUAUGCCUGCUCCAUUUCAGACCGUGGAGUAUAUGAGGGCUGUGCUCAGUGCAAGAAGGCUUUUGGCGGCAGGCGUGCCGCACUUGGCAGGGUCAGGCUCCCUGUUGCUGCUGAGCAUGUUGCUUAUUUGGAGCAAACCGCAGAAGAAAAGCUGGCAGCGGGUUUCAUGGAAGGGCCCUUUGAAACAGAAGAUAAAGGGACCACCUAUUUUGGUCAGGUGGCGAUGCACAUUCUUGGCAUCAACAGUUGCCUGUCCUUUGAGCACCCUCCUGAGUUGGAUGCCUGCCUCCGAACGCCUAGCUGGUCAUUGAGUGGGGGAAUGUCCGACCAGCUGAAAUGUAAGCACCUGCAGCUUCCCAGUCAGAAUGGUCAGCUCUUCGAGACAAACCAGGAAAGAACCCGGACAAAGUUUUUCCGAAGUUUCCUCUCCGAGCGUGUGACGCCCUCAAUCGAGACUCAAAACCCUGGACCACUUGCGUUUGGCGAGUCCCUUUACGGAGAACAAAAAGGGCCGCUCUCAGAUGUCAACUUCCACAAUUUGUCGUUUGCAGAUCCUUUUCACUGA